Messenger RNA from Morone saxatilis (striped sea-bass), 3899 nucleotides. It is a transcript of the gene tpd52l2b, whose product is annotated as tpd52 like 2b. The record is from RefSeq and is a predicted model, not a curated record. Gene Ontology annotation, cellular component: cytoplasm. NCBI's taxonomy places the organism in Eukaryota, Metazoa, Chordata, Actinopteri, Moronidae.
AUAUCAACCUGAACUCUCCUAACAAGGGUCUUGUUGUGGAUCACACAGACAGCCUGUCCGACGUGCCGGUGGAGGGAGCGGUGGGGAACUCGGCCAACCCUCUUCCUCCCGGCCUGACAGAGGAAGAGGCUGAGGAGCUCCGCACUGAGCUCACCAAGGUGGAGGAGGAGAUCAACACCCUGCGUCAGGUUUUGUCAGCCAAAGAGAGACACGCUGCUGAGCUGAAGAGGAAACUCGGCCUCAGCCCGCUCAAUGAAUUAAAGCAGAACAUCAGCAAGAGCUGGCAAGACGUACAGACCUCCAACGCCUAUGUGAGAACCACUGAGAAACUGGGCGAGUGGAAUGAGAAAGUUACCAGUUUGGAGCUAUAUCUGUCUGCCUCAGCCACUUUGGAUGACAUUGCCCACUCUGAAGCAUACAAGAAGACUCAGGAGACUCUCUCCCAGGCGGGACAGAAGACCAGUGCAGCUCUCACCACAGUGGGCACGGUCAUCAGCAAGAGACUGGGCGACAUGAGGAACUCUGCAACCUUCAAGUCAUUUGAGGAUAAAAUGGGGAACCUGAAGGUGAGCAUAUAAAGUUGUCGGCCCCAGAGGGAACGGGGAGGCCGUCGGCUCCCCCACUGACACCACCCCCACUCAGGAGAACCCGCCUUUCUGAACGCAUCCCUCCUCCUCCUCCUCCUCGCUGCCACCUUCCUCACGACCUGAGACUGUACUGUUAUCACCUCACAUCGCUGAGUCAGCCCUGACCUUUGACCCUCCACUUCACCGACUCGCCACCACUCACUGCGCCCCAACCCCCCCACGAGGUCUGUAAACUCCGACAGGCGGAGGCGUAGGGGAUUGGAGGUGGGACGAGCCUUUCCAGUCCCAUCGCCGCCGGUCCCACGGCCUCCGUUCUUCUGCCCUCGUUGAGGAAAAGGAAAAAUGUUUUGUUGAUGUCUAAACCUGAAUAAUUUACAGACCUUGCUUUGUCCACCUCCUGCCUCUACUUCCUCCCCAGUUAGAGCCACACUCCUUCGUUCUCCUGCACUCCUCAGACUCCUGUUCUUAAACAGGUUCUUACUGUUUCAGAAAACCACUUGGCUUAAAAACAACAAAGGCUAAAAAGGCAUUAUGAGAUGUCGGGUUCUUGAACCAAACAUCACACUGAAUUCUGGGAUUGGGGUUUCUUAAAGAUACGCUGCAGUCAUGCAUUGAAAAGUAACCCUGCAGGUGCAUUUUUGGGCCCCAACUCAGAGUUUAGGAACCAGGAUGUCUGCAGAAUGAAGGUGGAGGACCUUUUUUUACGGGCAUAGGCAAAAUGGUGGUUUUAUGCUAGUUACACCUACUAACUCUGUCUUCUUGUUUCCGACUGCUAUCAUGUACUUUAAAUAAUGUAUUCACACUGUGAGCAAACGCUAGUGUCACCACAGUAACCCCGCCCUGUUCGCAAACUCGUCCUCAGUUUGCUUCACAGCUCUGCAGUCGGCAGCAGUGUGAAGUACGCUCGUAGGUUAGAGUUAGUGGUUAUAUUGGGAGGGUGGGGGGGCCAGGCAGGGGGGGCGGGAUCCGGCACAUCUCACCCUUCUUAGACCUACCACUGCUACAUGCAUGUGCAUAUCUCAUCUCAGUUGUACCAUACCAAUCAUGCAAAGACGACCGAGGUCUCGUGUAACACCCUAAAAAAAAACACCCCAGGAUGUAAAAACAGACAAAAAAAACCUUAAACCAUUUUGUAUUAAAACUAUUUUACACUGCUUUGCAUAAUGUUUUUACAUAACUUUUAUCAAUAUGUAUAAAUAUAUAUGAAUAAAUAUAUUGUCGCUGAUGCUGCUGAAUGGUAGCAAACAGGUUGGAAGGUUUAAGAAAAAGCGGGGGGAGGAUAAACAAACUUAAAACAUGUGGAAAACAAAGAAACACUGUGGGUCAGUUUCACAAGGACGAGUUAUUGUCUGUCAGGAGUUUCUUCUCUUCAUGGUCUAAAAUAAACAAAUAAAAAUGUUCCCACGUUUGUGAAACUGACUCAUUGACGAGCUGCAGUCGUUUUGUACCCGUGUGGGCACAAGACGGAUCAGACCGAGGCAAUAAGGAACACAAUCCAACUGGUUUCAUUUGAUAAACUGGAGGCGCGUUUGAUCUCAGAUGUGCUGCUGCGACAUGUUAAUGCCGCCAUUUGCAAGUCAAACUCUCGAGGGUCGAAAAUGAUUUGAAACCAGUUUGGCUGUGUUUUGCUUUUUAGCCUGGUUUGACUGCUGUUCACUCAAUGUGAGACGACGCUUUGCUGUGUACACUACCUGGUGAAUGUCAACGCUUCUCUAUCGGCCUUACUCACUUUAACUGGUUCACCUGUUAUUCUUAUUUAGCUGGUAGAAAAGAAAUGUCAUUUAUGUUCCUUUUUUUUUUCUUUUCAAGUUGUACAGACUGGUUUGAUUGAAGGAAGGGGAGUUAGCAUUCAGAUAUUUAGAGUCCGGCGAGCCACAAAAGUCAUGGAAAACCUCUCGCUGCCAUAGUAGAAACUUUGCCAACAACCCCUUAAUGCACUCCUUUAACACACACUAAAUGCUACUAAAUGCCCUAAUCGCACACACACACACACACGCUGCACGAGGCCAAACUAACACAAACGUUUUGUACAAACUCAAUGUUGCUCCUAUCAUUGUUGCACCCUCAGAGACCACAUGGUGAUAAAUACAAACUCCAGGGCCUCAGAAACAAUGACAGUAAAUCUGAAGGCACUGUCACUUUUCUCCUUAACAUGUUCUAUACUUUUAUUAUUUUUUUGCUGAUACAAGGGCAACAUCGCCUCUGGUGGUUUGACAAAAUGUUACACUGCUGUUUUUCCAGUUAAAAAAAAAAAAUACAAGGCAACUCGUGGAGAAAAAAAGCCAAAAUCCUCGUCAAUCUUGAGUUGCUGUUGAGGCUCAUCGUUUUCUCAAAGCACUAAAAGGUGUUUGAAUGUUGCCUCUCACGUUGCCAAAUAUAUCUUUCACCCAUCACAACUACAAAAUGUUGCUCUUGUAUCCCAUCUCAAAAUGUCACGUGUGGUUUAAAGUUGCUUGUCGAAUAUAUUAAAAGAUGAACAAACAUGAAAUGAAAAUACACCGACUUACAAACAAAAACUUUCCCGUCAAACUGCUUCAAAACGAGUGUGCCAGUGUAUCAUAAGUGUAUUUUUUGUUUGUGUUGCUCAUUUUGGUAGUUAAUAUAUUCCUCUUAGGUGAAUUGUUAUGUUUUCUUUUGGCUUUCUGUCUAUUCGGAGAGGUGGAUUAUAUAAGAUUUCUUAUUUGUAUAAAUGAUUUGCCAUCAGUUAAAAACAAAUUGCCAAUAUUUAAACAUCUGUUACAGAAUCUCUUUCUUUCUGCCUCUGAAUCUCAUGGAGUCUCUGACUUUCCUGCUUCGCCAACAUGAAAAAACGCAGACGCACACUGCAAGAAAUAUUGAUCUCAGCUCAUUUACUUUAGAAUUAAACCAUAUUUCUCUUACACAAAGUGGAGAAACUCACUCAUAGUUGACGCUUUGGUAGAGCAGUGAUCUCCCUUUUGUGCAAGACAAAUGUGAUUUGAAGGAUUAAAUGACUUCUUAAGAUGUAAUUUUUUUCUUUUCUUUUUUGCAGUGUAGCUGUUUGUGUAAAGCUGCAAUCGGUUUUCGGAGACUGAUGAUGAAAAAGGAUGAUUACUUUUUGUUUUGGGUGCCAAUGGGAAGUGCAGCACAAUGGUGAGCCUGCUCAGAGCCAGCCGCUGCAGAGGCUGGAGGACAGUAGAGUACUUAUAGCUUUAUUUAGGUCCUGGGAUGGGCUGAUGUAGAAUAUCAAAAGGGAUCAGAUUUGGAAGAUUAUGGCGAGUUAAUUAAAAACACUUUGUUUUUUUGGUUUUGUUGUAUAUGUUUGGAUAUCAAUAAAGCAUUCCUUUAAAUGAA